Messenger RNA from Ustilaginoidea virens, 2409 nucleotides. RefSeq lists its product as uncharacterized. The record is from RefSeq and is a predicted model, not a curated record. The coding region runs from base 1 to 2409 and encodes 802 amino acids. NCBI's taxonomy places the organism in Eukaryota, Fungi, Ascomycota, Sordariomycetes, Hypocreales, Clavicipitaceae. The transcript has 3 exons.
AUGAGCUACCGUAUAGUCGGGCCUGCGGUCCUGUUCGCCGCUGCGGCGUCGGCCGCCACGCUGUUUAACACGGCGUCGGUGCUGACUACUUCCUGCCCGCUGCCCUCCGUGUUUACUGUUAGCGGAACACCUUACACCGUAAUCGGAAGUCCCACCCCGGCCGCCUCCGGAGUCCCCAUCGUCACCAGCACCCCUUGCACCAGCAGCAGCCAGUGCAACGGCGGCCAGUGCACCAACGGCGUGUGCGUCAACGGCUUGGGCGUCACCUGCUCCAACAGCAACCAGUGCAACGGCGGGCAGUGCAAUGGCGGCCAGUGCAGCAACUGUAAUAACGGAAACUGCAACAGCGCGAGCUGCUCCACCAGCAGCCAGUGCAACGGCGGCACGUGCAGCAACGGCCAGUGCACUAACUGCCCUAACGGCAACUGCGGCCUCGGCACCAACGGCCUCUACUGCACCAAUACCAACCAGUGCAACGGCGGUACCUGCACCAAUAACCAGUGCGUCACCUGCCCCAACGGCAACUGCAAUGGCGCGACCUGCGCCAGCAGCAGCCAGUGCAACGGCGGCACGUGUAGCAAUAACCUCUGCGUCAACUGCCCCAACGGCAACUGCGGCUUCGGUCAGAGCCCUGUCACCUGCACCAGCAGCGCCCAAUGUAACGGCGGCCAGUGCACCAACGGCCAGUGCGUCAACUGCAACAACGGCAACUGCAACAGCGCCACGUGCUCCAGCAGCAGCCAGUGCAGCGGCGGCCAGUGCAAUAAUAGCCAGUGCGCCUUCUGCCCUAGCGGCAAUUGCGGCCUCGGCACCAACGGCGUCUCUUGCACCAACAGCAACCAGUGCAAUGGCGGCCAGUGCACCAAUAGCCAGUGCAUCAGCUGCCCCAACGGCAACUGCAAUGGCGCCACCUGCACCGAUAGCACCCAGUGCAGCGGCGGCACCUGCACCAACGGCCAGUGCGUCAACUGCCCCAACGGCAACUGCGGCGUUGGCAACAAUGGCGGCAACGGUCUCGGCCCUGUCUCCUGCACUAGCAGCGCUCAGUGUAACGGCGGCCAGUGCACCAACGGCCAGUGCGUCAACUGCAAUAGCGGCAACUGCAACAGCGCCACCUGCUCCAGCGGCAGCCAGUGUGCUGGUGGCCAGUGCAGCAAUAGCCAGUGUGCCAACUGCCCUAGCGGGAAUUGCGGCCUUGGCUCGAAUGGUGUUACUUGCUCUAGCAGCGCCCAGUGCAAUGGCGGUCAGUGUGUGAGCGGCCAGUGCAUCAACUGCCCUACUGGAAACUGCAACAGCGCCACCUGCUCCAGCAACGACCAGUGCUCUGGCGGCCAGUGCAAUAGCGGCCAGUGCGCCAACUGCCCUAACGGAAACUGCGGCAUCGGCACCAACGGAGUGUCCUGCACAGCUGACAGCCAGUGCAAUGGCGGCAAGUGUACUAAUGGCCAGUGCGUUAGCUGCCCUAGCGGAAACUGCAAUGGCGCGACCUGCUUCGCCAGCAACCAGUGUGGUGGCGGCCAGUGCGGCAGCGGCCAGUGUGUCAACUGUCCCAAUGGUAACUGCGGCAAUGGCAUUAACGGCAGCGGCACCGGCAGCGGCAGCGGAUCUGGGUCCGGAUCCGGCAACGGCGGCGGAUCUGGUUCCGGAUCCGGUAACGGCGGUGGAUCUGGUUCCGGAUCUGGCAACGGCGGCGGAUCUGGGUCCGGAUCUGGCAACGGCAAUGGCAGCGGCGGCAGCGGCUCCGGCUCCGGAUCUGGCAACGGUAAUGGUAGCGGCAGCGGAUCCGGCAGCGGCAGCGGCAGCGGUGACAAUGGCAGCGGAUCUGGAUCUGGAUCCGGUAAUGGCAGCGGUAGCGGAUCCGGCAGCGGUAGCGGAUCCGGCAGCGGCAGCGGCAGCGGCAGCGGCAGCGGCAAUGGUGGCAGCGGAUCCGGAUCCGGAUCCGGAUCCGGAUCUGGAUCCGGCAGCGGCAGUGGUAGCGGCAGCGGAUCCGGCAGCGGCAGCGGCGACGACGGUAGCGGAUCUGGAUCAGGCAGCGGCAGUGGCUCCGGAUCUGGCAGUGGCAGCGGCUCUGGAUCUGGCAGCGGCAGCGGCUCUGGAUCAGGCAGUGGCUCUGGGUCUGGCAGCGGAUCCGGAUCCGGAUCAGGCAGCGGCAGCGGCACUGGAUCUGGCAACGGCAGCGGCACUGGGUCUGGCAAUGGCAGCGGCACUGGAUCUGGCAACGGCGGCGGCUCUGGGUCGGGCGGCUCUGGAUCAGGCGUUGGCUCUGGGUCUGGCAGCGGCAGCGGAUCCGGAUCUGGCACCGGCAAAGACGGCACCGUCACCGCUGGCAGCAGCGGCUUGGCAUCCACCAGCUUCGAUGCUCUGCUCAUCGCUGCUUUUGCUGCUUUAUUCAUUGGACAGCAACGUUAA